Paramecium sonneborni is the source of this 577-nucleotide messenger RNA. Lineage: Eukaryota; Ciliophora; Oligohymenophorea; Peniculida; Parameciidae. The record is from the annotation of a GenBank genome assembly.
AUGGAUUCUUUAUCUUUAUUUAAGAAGAAGCAAUAAAAAGAAAUAUAAUAGGCUCUUUUAUAUGAAAGAUAAAUUCGUUAAAAAGAACUUUAAAAAAGUUAACUAGUGUUAAAAUCCUGUGAAAGGAUGUCAUUAAUUACUGAUAGAAAAUUACAAAAAUUGAAAUAAAGUUAAUUAUCUGCAGUUAAACAUUAAUAAAAUGAACAUAGAUUUAAAUCAUUAGAGAGUGAUACAAUUCAUACUAGGUAAUAGAGUUUUUAACAUUUUCAGACCUAAAAUAGAGUUGGAAUAAGAUGCUUAUGAUAGAUGGAUUUCUUAUUAAAAAAAGUAAUUAAGAAGAAUAGAAACAGAAAAGUUGAAAAAAUAUGAAUAAAAGAUUGAUAGAGCAGAGAGAAUCAAGAAUAUGAGAGAAUAAGAACAUAAAGAUAAAUAAAAAUUACGUAUAGAAACAAUCAUCUAAAAAGAAAAAAUUCAUGAUGAAUACACAUUUAGACUUCAUGUAAAUAUUCAAAUAUAGCAUUUUAAUUUAGAAAUUGUAGAAAAAAGAAUACGCAAAGUAAAUUAAAUUUGUAUGACC